AUGUUUGACCCUCGGAGCGGAGGUCCCCCCGGCCCGUCCUCUUCACAAUCUCUCCAUCCAUCCGGGCUACUCUGUCUCCCCUCUGUUUUGUUGUCUGGAGACAGAGGCAGCAGCCAGGCGGGACGAAGAAAAGGAGGAAGAGGAGGAGGUGGUGUGUGGUCUUUCAGAGUACCACACACACACCGGCAGCCUGAUACCAUCUGGCAUGCUGUCAUCACUCCAGAGCAACUACAGAGGUUUGAAACAAACGAAGCUGGCCAGAGAGGCGGCACAUUUAAUUGGCUGAGCCCAAACAGUCCCAUUAUAGUGCCAGAAUAUAUAAUCCCACCCUUGAAUCGUGGCUACAAAUACCACCUCUGCUCCGAUCSAAGAUGCAGAGCGGCGACCGAGAAGCAGCAGAGAUCCUCAGAGAACCUCGGGAGAUUCAAGAUGGUCUGCUCCAGAUGUGUGAUGCUGGUCUUGGUUCUCCAUGUGGUGAUGGACCAAAUAUCUGCAGCGGUUCUACCAAACAGGUCCAGAACAAGAAGGGAGGUGGACUGGUUGGACCAGGAGCUCCUCUCUCACUCUGAUCCAUCAGAUGUCUCUGUGGGGGACGCAGGGGACGUACGCAGGGACUGGGACACACUUUCCUCUCAGUCAGAGACUGCUGCUGCUCCGACGGCACACGUUCCUGUCCAAAACCAGCAUCAGAACCAGAACCUGCACAACCGUAGAUCUUAUGAAAACAGGUUGAAAGUUGCUCGUUUGGAUCCCAUCAGCCGCUUUAAGAUCCCAACUUUUCGGCAACGAAAGGAAAAGACAAACCUCUACAGGGAAGAAUAAAUACCAGCAAAUAUAUAUUUCAUGCAUGUACCUUAUCUGUAAACUGAAAUGUGGUUUUUUUCUAUCAUGUGAGAUACUUGUGAACCGCUGCCCUCUAGUGGUGAAAGACAAACACGACAGWUUGUUGUGUGCCAAUGUCAAUAAAAUUUGUUAAAUUAAAAAAAAGUCAUUUUUGAUUUUCUGUUGGAUUCAUUAAUACUAAUAAUCCAAAGUACAACUUAUAUGAUCCCAAAGCAUUUUAUUUUUCAAGCUACAAUUAAAGAAAACAAUAACAGACUGCAGAAAAUAUAGAAUUUGCUUGGGUAUUCUCUUUCUUCACUUUCCACAUAUGUACAGCUGUCAGAGAACAGGAUAUGUACACAGAAUUGAAGUCGUACAGAGCGCAACUGCCAGGACUCUCCCAUCAACAAGAACAGAAAAAAAUAAAAAAUAGUGUAAUAAAAAAAAAAUCUGAAACCUAAGCAGCGGUCAAAGUAAUAUUUUUGUACACUACAGCUUUUAUUCUCCAGGUGAGAAAAAAAAAAUCUGAUGCAGGCACAUCUCUAAUCUGGCUUCUGAAAGAAAAACAAAGAAAUAAUACAUAAACUUUUACCAGCCGCUCAAACACUUCCGACGACGUGAAGCACUAGAACCGGACAUCUCAUGGUGACGUUUACCCUCCUGACUCAGAAAACUAUAAACAAACAAACAAAMCAAAACAAAAAGCAUCCAUAACGAGGUAAUAAACGAUUAAUCAUGAACGUAAACCACUCGGUCAUGAAGCCCGGAGCAGAUGUUUCAGAUAGUUUCCGAACCCCGCCAAUAAAUUUCAGUUUACAUUUUUAAAUGCAACAAUGAAGAACGUAUUUAUUUGAACCUUCGCUGUCAGAACGCAUCAUCUUAUUCCAUUAAUUUAAUUUAAAAAAAAAAAA
Messenger RNA from Austrofundulus limnaeus, 1733 nucleotides. RefSeq lists its product as uncharacterized. NCBI's taxonomy places the organism in Eukaryota, Metazoa, Chordata, Actinopteri, Cyprinodontiformes, Rivulidae. The record is from RefSeq and is a predicted model, not a curated record. The coding region runs from base 1 to 822 and encodes 273 amino acids. The transcript is spliced from 7 exons.